AUGAGUACUGAAAGGAGCGAAAUUCUUUUAGAAGAUAAAAGUUCACUAUUUAAAAAAAGAAGAAAAAAAUGUAAAAUAACACGUAAACGUAAAAAAAUAAAAUUAUAUUACAAAAGGAAAUCUCAAGAAAAAAAAAAAAAAAAUUAUAAAAUUUUUAAAAAUAAUACAAAAAUUACAAAAAGAAGGAAAUUAAAAAAGAGUUAUAAAAACAUAAAUUUUGUUAUGCAGAAUGAUAACCUGAUGAAACUUAUUCAGAUAGAUACCAGUGAAGAAAGUAUAAGGUAUUAUGAACAAGCAGGCUACGAGGAUUCAAUAGUUGCAUGCCAUGUGGAAAAAAUAAAAAUGGAGUUAUGCUCUAGGAAAGAGAAUGCUUAUUCAGGCUAUACCAGCCCCAAUGAGAACAAAAAUGGUACUACUAGGAUUAACGAUAGUGGUGGUAGCAGUAGUAAUAAUGGUAUUAGUGGUAGAGGUAAUCACAGUCGUAGUAGUAGUCGCUGUAGUAGUGAUAUAUGCAUAGAGAGAACUGAUGGCUUCACUUGUGUACACGAUGACCGCGGCAAUGAAAAAGGGAAUGUAGUAAAUAUUUCAAAAGAAAUUGUGAGAACAGCUGAAAAUUGUAAAAGUAACUCAAGCAGCCCAGGAAGCACAAGCUACCCAAGCAACCAUUUCAAUUUGAGUACCCAAAAAAAGACAGAAUUUUUCAAAGCGCAGAAAAAUAACUGUGCUACAUGCAUAGCUACAACGAUAAGCACAAAGAAACAUUUUCUGCAAACGGACAGAUUAAGAGAGAACGACAAACGUUCCAGAAAUGUUCAGAAAAAAAGAUUACACGGUGAAAGUGAUUCUACUGUUUUAAAAUGUGAAGAAGAAUAUGCAUCUAAUGUAAACAGGGUAAAGAGCAUCAUAGAUGAGAUGCCAGUUCAGGAAUAUAAAAUCGUAGAAAAGGAAAAUACUACUACUUAUAAGAGCAGUUCUGAUCGUGCUACUAGUUGUGACGAUAUGAAUUAUGUUCACGUAAUACUAAAAUACGAACAGGAGGGGAAACAAAAAAAUUUAAUUUUUGAAAAAUCGCAAAACAAAGUGUGUGCUAUAAGAGCAGACGCUUUUGCAAAUAUUACUUCUAAUACAGAGGACAAAGAAGGGAGGGAUCCAGAAACAGAAGGGGGUGGAAAGGUUGAAGGGACUCAUCACAAGGGAGGAAACAGAAGUAGUAGUAGUGCAGGGGAAAAUGGAAGUAGCGGUAUAGCAGGGGAAAAUGGAAGUAGCGGUAUAGCAGGGGGAAAUGGAAGUAGUAGCAUAGCACGGGGAAAUGGAAGUAGUAGCAUAACAGGGGGAAAUAGUUGCAGAGCAAGUGGUAAUAGAAGUAACGGGAAUCAUAAUAGCCGCACCCAUAGAGGAAAUCCCUAUGGGAGAAGACGCAAAAAUGUAACGCAGGAUCCAAUUAUCGAGCCCGUUAGUAAAAAUAUAUCAUAUGGUGAAAAUCAAGAUAGAGGUAAGUUCCCAGAUGACCAAAAGUUUAUAUCAGAUAUAGAGGACAUAUCAGCUGAUGGAUUUAAAAAAUUAUUAAUUUGUAUGAAAAAUAACAUAAAAGAAAUAUGUGAAAUAUUAGAAAAUUUAAGCGAAGAAAAAUUGGUUUAUUUGUCUCUUCCUUUUAAUGAAAAUUAUGAAAUAGUAAAAUACUUUUAUUUAUUGUCUAUAAAAAAAAUUGAUAAAAUGAUAAAAUUGUUAAAUGUAGAUAACUAUAAAAGUUUUAUAUUACUAUUUGACGAAAAUAAAAUAACAGAAAUUGUGAAUAACGUUUCUUUAAAUACAUCGAUAAGUAUUUUAUUGCAUUUACCUCAACACAAAUUAACACAUAUAUUUAGCCAGAUGAAUGUUAAAAAUAUUAUAAAAUUAAUAAAUGUAAUACCUUUGUGUAAAUUCUAUUAUAUUGUAGAAUGCAUACCUAUAGAGAUAAUUAGUCCUCUAUCUAAUAAUAUUACUUAUGAAAAAUUAUGUAUUAUUCAUAAUUCCUUAUCUUCAAAUAGCUUGGAUCUUUUAACAAACAAUUUGUGUAUAAAAACAGUUAACAGACUUAUAACUGAUUUACCCAUAUACAAAUCGAUAAAAAUUUUGAAAAGUUUGCCCCCCAAAAAAAUUGCAGAUUCGAUUAAUGUAAAUUCUGCUUCUUUCAAUUUUUCUGUCCAGUUGUACACAUCUUUUAGUGCACAUGAAAUAAUCGAAAUAAUGACUCAUCUGAAUAUGAAAUGUAUAGGAAUUUUACUAAAAGAAUGUUGUAAAUUAACCAAAAUUGUUUUGUAUAUUAAUUACCACAUAUCUGUUGAUAAAUUUAAAUUAAUUGUCCAGAAAUUACCAACAAAGUUUUUAAAAAAAAUUAUAAAUGAUAUAUCACUAAAAUUAUUAGUAGUAUUCUUUAUAUCCUUUUCUAAAAAAAAGACAGUGCCUUGUUUGUAUGUUCUAUCACGUAAAAAGUUAAAUUACAUUUUGCAUAAGAUGCCAGAAAAAAAAAAAAUAAUAAUAAUAAUACGUUCAAUACUUGAGAAAAAUUAUACGAAAAAUACAUGUAAAAAGUGGGAAAGAAAAAACCAAAAGUUAAUUAACCAAAUGGAUGAUAAAAAUGUAUGCCUUAUUUUAAAUAUGUUGAAAGGUCGAGAUUACCUUCAUUUUUGUAAGCUAUUAUUAUAUUCUAAUAAAAUACAAAAUAUUAUUAAUACUGCUAUACAUAAUAAUGAUGAUAAAAAAACUGCAACUAUUAUUCUCUAUUUACCUAUUAACAAUAUUAUACAAAUAGUUCAAAUGUUUGAGGAGAAGAAGUUAGACAGAAUAAGCAAAUAUUUUCCCAUCUAUAUAAACGAUAGAAUUAUAAAAUCUAAUGUUUCUAUUCAUAAUCAAAUUAGCAAAAUACAGCAAAUAUUUAUUAUGUGUAGACUACUUCGAUUGAGACAUAUUUGUUUUAAUUCUCAUAUUAUUAGAACAUAUACACAAAACGUUAAGUCUAACUACAUUGUACAUAGAAAAAUGAAUCACAUAAUUCAUAGCAUAAAUUUAAAAAAUUAUAAAAAAUUUUUAAAUAAUAUUUCUUGUGCCAAAAUUAUCGAUAUGGUUAAUACCAUAGACAAUGUUAUGUCUAAAAAUACUUAUAAUGAAAAUAAAUUAGUUAACUGUAUUUUUAUUUUCUUCAAUAUAUAUCAUCAAAAUGGGGCAAAAAAUUGUGUGGGGAAAGAAUUUCUUUUUCAAAAAGAGAGUAACAAAAAAAACAUAAUUAAAUAUAGAUGUAAAAAAGAUUUAUCAUUAUGUAAAAGUCUAUCACAUAUUAGGAACACCUCUUUUGACAACACUAAAAAGUGUUAUCCUUUUCAAAAUAUAAAUAGGGCGAAUACUUCAAAUGAGAACAAAUCUGGAAAAAUAAAUUUCCCUAUACAAAAAAGAGUGCUCACUUAUGUCAGCAGUGAAUCGGAAAACAAUAUAGUUCCCUUGGUCAUCCCCUCAGGAAAAUCUAUUAUUAGCAAAUUAAGAAACAAUUUCUGCGCAUUUUUGAUAAACCUAGUUUCGUUCAUUAAAUUGCACAUUCAGGAAUACGUCCUACUAUCCCCUGCUAAUAUCAAGAAUGGCAAGUGUGAUAUCUCCGCGUAUUGUGGAAACUAUGCUCAGUAUGACAAGUGCGAUAACUGCGAUCACUGUAUCAAACAUGGAAAUAGCAAAGUUAUUGUGAAGAACAUUCCAAAUGGGUUAAACAGUGCAGUUCGGAUAAAUGCAUACACAGAAAACCAUUGCAGUAGUGAUAACAAGAUACUUACUAAUAAUGAUGAACCGACGUUAAUAUGUAAUCCCCUCUGGGGAAAGGAAUACAUAUAUAGUAAAAUUAUUUUUAAUGCGGUAAGAAGAAUUAUGAAAAAUAUUUUUUCAACUGUUAAAAAAAUAAAUCAAAUGGAAAAUUCAUCAUAUAUCAAAAAGCACAUUUCUAUAUUAAAUAUUGUUAAUUCAAAUAUUGUACAUUUUAAAGAUCAUACAAAACAGAGCGUAUUAAACAUGCUAAAUGAAAAGGCUGUCUUGAAAGAGAUUAAAACACCAUGUAGAUAUUAUACAGAUGGACACAUUAAUUAUAGUGGAAAAAGUAAUAGACAAAAAAAUUCUGGUGGUAAAAAGUUCUUUAUCAAACAUCAUUCUGGUAAGAAUAGAGAAUGCGAUGAAAAAGGCGAAAAAAUAGGAGAAAUAAAAGGCGAAAAAAUGGGAGAAAUAAAAGGCGAAAAAAUGGGAGAAAUAAAAGGCGAAAAAAUGGGAGAAAUAAAAGGCGAAAAAUGGGAAAAAAUAGGAGAAAUAAUAGGCGAAAAAAUGGGAGAAAUAAAAGGCGAAAAAAUAGGAGAAAUAAUAGGCGAAAAAAUGGGAGAAAUAAUAGGCGAACAAAAAUACGAAAAAAAGGAAUUUACAAUUAAGACCAAACAGACAACUAAUGAAACAAUGCUUAAGUAUGACAGCAAAGGGGAAAAAAAAAGUAAAUUUAAAUUAACCAAAAUGCAAGAAAUACAAGAUGAAAAAACAGUUUUAGGAAAAAAUGAGAGGAACAAAUUAGAACAAAUAAGUAGCAAUAGAAUAGACUUUAACAUUCCAGGUGAUGACUUAUUAUUACAUAAUGAAAAAGAACUAUUACGGCACUUAUCUAUUGAUGUGCCAAUAUAUUCAAAGAGUAAAGAAAUUGCUCUUUUCGAUAUCAAUCACAAGGGAAAACGUCCAUACAGUGGUGCAACUAGUGAUGAAGCAAGUGAGGCGCGAAAUAACGGGGAAAAUAUCAUACCGAAUAGCAUAGCUAUUAAUGUGCAGAAUAAUACAAACAAAACGCAAGCUCCUUCCUGGGAUAACCAAUUGGUAACAUCCUCUACAUACAAACAGAAUAAAAGUGAAGCCAGUGAAGUAGGUAGAAAUACAGAUAAGAAAAGUUAUUUCUUUAAAAGAUUAGCUUAUUUUCAAAACAUAUCCAUAUUUAAAAAAUUACCUCGAAGAAAAAAAAAUAUUUUUCAUAGUACACGAAAUUUAUCGCUAGCUAACAAUUUUAAUAGUGCUAAAGGUGCACGCCAAAAAAUUUUUGGCACCAUAAAUAAUAGAAUAAAUUCGAAAAAUGCGAAACGUGUACAUUCAAGAAAAAAGGGUAUAGGAAGUGGAUCUGGUAUAUCAGGCGGAUCGGGCACAGCGGAUGAAGCGGACGGAGCACGCAGGGAAAACGCAUCAUCGGGCGUGAGCAAAAGCAACAAGGAAAAAACCUGCUGCUUAAAAUUCAUAUUCAUGCUAAAUGAUGCUCACCUAGAGCGUGGCACUAACAAGAAUGCUACUCUAGUACUAAACCUAUUUUUUCUUAGAAAAAAAAAGCUUUUUAAAAAUUAUGACUACACAAUUUCUGGAAGCUCAUUAAAUAUACAUAUAAAUAAUAAAGGAUACGAAAAAUUUGUAAACGUUAAUCCUGAUCACAAGGACACAUUUUGUUACAUUAACUCAAAUAUCAUUUCGCUAAAUUAUGAUAUUACUGAUAAUAGUAGUAGAAUUAGCAAUAGUAAUAAUAAUAGUAACAAUAAUAGUAACAAUAAUAGUAAUAAUAGUAGUAAUAAUAACAAUAAUAAUAAUAGUAAUAAUAACAAUAAUAAUAAUGAAACUAUCAAAAAUUUGUAUUCACUAACGUCUAACAUGUCUUUUCCAAUGUCCAAUAUUAGAAACAAUUUUGCUCUUAACUGUGAUGUUUACAAUAUAUCGAAUAAAAACACAAAUGAUGGAAAGAAUUUUCAAAAAAUUAUAACAUUCGCAUCUACAAAAAUAAGCAAAAAGUUAACAAAAUCGACCAGAGAAAUAUAUCACAAUUUAAAUAGUAACAUUACCUUAUUAUGGUCCUCCAAAGAAUUAGGAUACAUAUUUUUAGAUGCCCAUAAAUCAUUAUAUAUAAAUAUUAAUGAUUCUUCAAAUCGUUUGCGAAUAAAUUUGAGUAGGCAAAACAAUGAUAUAUCACAAGGGGGCGUUACCUACAAAAAAGACAGUCUAUUUUUUGUUAAAGAUAUUAAAGAAAAAAUAAGUCUCAGAAAAAUAAAAACAAUGUUUUCCAAGAUAUUCGAAAGGAAAAAAUCCAAUUAUCGUAUGAACUAUUUAAUGCCAAAAAAAAGACAAAAUGGAAAAAUAGAGGAACAACAAAAUAAUAAUUACUCCGAGAAUAAAACUACUCUUAACGGAAAAAGAGAGUACUGUGCGAAGAUAUACAAAACUGAUAUAAGCGCAGAUAUAAUUAAACAAGUACGCGCUAAAUAUGAGGAGAAACCAAAAGUAGAGGUCAACCUUACGGAUGAUGAAAAUGAAAUAUACUUCGGCGAUGAAUACUACCAUUUUUAUAAUGAGGAGGGGGAGAAAGAGGAAGAAGAAGAGGAAGACGAAGAAAAGGAUGACGAUAAUGACAAAGAUGAGAACGAAAAGAGUAACUUAAACGAUCUUUCAAAAUUUUCAUAUAAAGAUAUAUCACUUCUAUGCGAAGAACUAAAUCAACAGAACAACAUAACAUAUAAAAUGACGCACCAGUUGGAAAAGACAAAUGAUACGGUUAAAACUCAAAAAGAGGGCGCUAGUAUUAUGAUCCUUCGUCAUUCUACUCAUGGACAUAAACACAAAGCGCUUAAACAGAAAACACUUAAAUGCAACACAAACGAUAUUAAUAAUAAUAACAACAAAUUUCCGCUAAACAACAAACACAGUAUAGUUAUUAACAGCUUUAACAAUGUUAUAAAUGAAGCGCAAAAAAAAUUAUCUCUCAAGGAAAAAAUAAUUAAUAUGAAAAUAUUAGAAGAUGCUAAUUUAAAUGCAAUAUCUCUCAAUCCAUUAACUGAAAGUGAAAAAGAAAAAUUGCAAGAAAUAAAAAAGAAUGAGCUGAAUAAAAUUAUUGAGGAAGAAUUGCAUAAAAGAAAUAUCAGUUAUAAACCGCAGGACGUAUAUUCCUUGGGUAAUUCCAGCUUUACUGAUGAUGAAUUUAAUAUAAUAUUAUACUUGGAAAAGAGGAAAAAAAAAAAGGACAAAAAAAUUACAAAAAAAGAAAAAAAAGGUAUACCAUUUAAAAAAAGCGUUAAAUAUUUUAUCCCGUCUAGUUUUAAUGGUAGUAAAAUAUUUAAGUUAAAAUUACUUUCCCUUAUUGAAAAUUCUCUGUGUAAUUAUAACGUUACAUUGGAUAACACUACUAUCAACUGUAAAGGAAAAGACUAUACUGAAAAUAAAAAAGAUUUUUGCUGCAUUUCACCUAAAAAUAGUGCUCCUGUUUGUCAUUUUUCAAGGAAACACCUCUACUAUAAUGCCUCUCCUACGAAUGAGGAAAACCCUUUAUUUUUUUUUAUAAAUGAAUAUGAAGACCAGAAAAAAUUAGAGGUAAAAAUAGGGCUCGAAAAAUAUGCUCAGAGUGUGCAAAGUGUGCAAAAUGGAAAAAGUUUGCAUAAUGGGCAAAGUGUGCAAAAUACACCUCAUAAAAACACCCUAGCAGAAAAGGUUGAUAAUAUCGCUUCUUUAUAUGAUGGAAAGAACUCCUUUUUUAGCAGCGAUAACAGUGUUAAAUUAUCAAAUGAGUUGCUUAUCAAAACAGAGAGGAAAAUAUUUCACCCUAGGAAAAAUAUAAAUUCAGGAAAUUAUCUGCGGUGCGAAAAAAAAAAAAGAAGCACAGACAGCGAAAAUAGUAACAUCACUACAAACAAAAUUAAACAAAACAUGGGACAAGAGAAAAAUGAAAUAUUAAAUAAUUCUUCAACCCUUUUGGAGUUUGAUUCAUUUGAUAGUGCCACAUAUUCUUUAGCAGAUAAAUUCUCAUUAAAUAAGUCAGAAUUAUGCAUGAAAAAAAAAGCUCUGAACAAAUCAGGUAUUAUAACAAAAAAAUGUACAGAAAAUCCCAACAUGCUCAUAAAUAAAAUAAAAAAAAAAGACAAAAAUAACUCAAGAAAUGGAUCACAAAGAAGUGUAUCAAAAAUAUCUAUUAACAAUAAAAUACGGCAUGAAAAUAUUCAAUCUGUUACUAAACUAUACCAUGAAUCGAACAAAUUUAUUGAUCAUUCCGUGAAGGACUCCUUGAGAAGAAGUAACGGCACUAUUGUUGAAAUGGGUAAAAAUUACAGUGCAAAAAAUAAAAUAAUGAACCGCAAAAUAGUUAGCAGAAUAAGUCAUAAUAAUUUAUCUUUGAAAUACAAUGAAGUGGAGGAUAUAAAUUUAAAUAAUAAAUGCGAAGAUUGCAAUAUAAGCCCUAUAUUUCUUAGAAAACAUAAAAAAGGUAGCAGCUCCUUGAAUCAGGAAAAAAUAAAUCAACCAAAAACUUCUAAUCCUCCACUGUACGAGGAAGAAUCAGAUAAACGUUCACACUUCAGCUUAGGGGAAUAUUGUGUAAAAAAAGAAGAGGAUGAACAUAUACAUUUAGCACAAAUAGAGGAAGAUUGCUUAAAUGGAUUUCUAAACUGUGAAAGGAGAGCUAACAAUUCCGUUGGUAAUAGUAGCAAAGGUAAUACUAAUAACAGCAAUUGCCACAGUAAUUAUUGCAAUGAUAGCAAUAACAGCAAUUGCUACAGUAAUUAUUGCAAUAAUAGCAAUAACAGCAAUAGUAUUAUUAAUAAUAGCAGUACUAGCAAUAAUAGCAAUUGCAGUAGUAAUAUCAAUGAUAGUAAUUGCAGCAGCAGCAAUAAUGGUGGAGAGGGCAGGAAAGAAAAAUUGGGCUUCUUAAAUUUGCACUGUUUGCUGGAAAAUAGAGAAGAAAAUUUUUACUUAAUCAGCGAGGGUUGUGCUAACGCUAGUAAUUAUGUUAAGGAUAACAUGUUAAUCCAUACAAAAUUAUACAAUGAAAUUUUCAAUAUAAAAAAGAAUGAUAUGUUGAUAUCAGACAAGUUCACUAUACUUAAUAAUAUGUCAAAUGAAUCAUAUAAAGAUAACAUAUUCUGUGUACAUAAAAAAAAAAAAAUUUUAUGUAAUAUAUGUGGAGAUAUAUUAAAAAGAAAUAUUUUAAAUAAUUUAUUCUUUUUCAGAAUAACGAUAAUAAAUAAAAAAGGUCUUUUUUCAAAACACGUAAUUAUCAACAUUUAUUAUCAGAGUCCUUUAAUCAAAGCUCACUUUACCGAAAAAGAUAAAAUUAAAUAUUCCUUUGAAAAAAACUCAAAGGAUUAUAAUUUAAAAAUUGUCGUUAUAAAUAAAAAUAAAUUACACAAAAAAUUUUCCUGGUCAAAAUCAAAAUUUUUUAGAAAAUGUCUAGAAAUCCAGUUGAUAAGCACAUUAGAAAAUGUUGGACAGUUGCAAAAUGUGCAAAACGGAAAUACACAAAGCCGAAAUACCCAUAACCAAGGUGUUCAAAAAUAUACACAAGAGCAAUCUUAUUAUUCUAAAAAAGAGUCAAAUCCUUCUAAUGACAAUGAGGAGAGGGAUCCUUUUGCAACAAAGAAAAAGUCUUUAUCCUAUGAACAAAUGAAUGACUAUUCAAAAAGCUUAUCAAAAAUGAGUCAAAUAAAUGAUUUUUCCCCCUGCACAUAUAAUAACUCGCAUUUUGCUAUACUCAGCUUUAGCAUCCUUGAUGACAAAAAUAAGAAGAAGUAUGAAGUAGAGAGUUUUGUUGUUCCUUCCAUAAUGCUCUGUACAAAUCGUUGA
Molecule: messenger RNA, 9621 nt
Organism: Plasmodium malariae
Lineage: Eukaryota; Apicomplexa; Aconoidasida; Haemosporida; Plasmodiidae
Product: conserved Plasmodium protein, unknown function
Exons: 3
Coding region: 1-9621 (3206 amino acids)
Source: RefSeq, a predicted model, not a curated record